Molecule: messenger RNA, 11080 nt
Organism: Saccostrea echinata
Lineage: Eukaryota; Metazoa; Mollusca; Bivalvia; Ostreida; Ostreidae
Exons: 19
Coding region: 425-10219 (3264 amino acids)
Molecular function (GO): protein binding
Source: RefSeq, a predicted model, not a curated record
AUUUUUGAUUCCACGUGUCAUAAUUUCAGUCCUCUCUGACACGACAGGAUGUCCCAAAAGGAAAGGAAUUUUUACACCAACGAGGGAUAACGUUUAAAAAUUUCCUAAGUCUCUAAAGCUUAGAAGGAGUUUAAUACUGUCAUGGUCUUCGGAAAAAAAGUUUUUACAAGAGAUAUGAUGAGAUUUAAGUACAUUAACUAUGUGAACAGCACAAAAGGCGCGUAAAGGUUCGCAUUGUUUAAAGGAACGUGUCACAGGUCCAAUGGGGCGUAAAACACCCUGGAAAGACUAGAUACUAUUGCAGUGCGACUUAAAAAGAUCGCCGAAGUCAUCAUCAUCGUACAUAUAAACAUCUGUUGUUCCCCAUAUCUUACAUAGCGAAUGACAUCGUGUAUUGAUUCCGAGAGUAGAGCGCCACGGUUUCAUGGAGGCAUUAAAAUCUUACUUUAGUAAAUUCAGAAAACAUCGGAGUGUUUCGGGAGAUAGGGGAAUUUCGCCAAAUAGGAGGAAAAGAAAUAAAUUCCGGAAAAGGAGCUUAAAUGAAAACCUUUCAGAUGAGGAAGAGAAAAAUGGAAAGAUUGAACAUACCGAUUUCCACAAGAGUAAUGUCUCCGCAGUUACAUGUAGGAGUAUAUAUGAAAAUCCUCUGUUAAAGGAUACUUUGACUAAUAGUAGUCCCCAGGAGCAUGUGCACAAAGAGAAAAUGUCCCCACCUGCCAAACCCCCACGUAAAGACCAAGUGUUUUCUGUAACUUUUCAGGACUUUUUACCACAGGAUUUAGGGAUAAUUGUGGGUCUGACCCAAGAUCAGCUGGACUACAGGGCUAGGACCAGACUUCGGAGUGACACUGCAGUAGAAAGCGGGUCACCCUGUGACAAGAAUUCUGUUAUUCGCAUCAUUUUCAUCAAAGAGGGAAGUGCUGCCAGUGAGAAUGGACAAGUUCAUGUUGACGAUGAGGUCAUAAGUGUGAAUGGAUGGAAUAUGACCCGAGAAAACACGGGUAGUGCUCGGCUGUUGUUGGCAAAUGCAGUAAGAUCAGGAAAAGUCACCAUGACUCUACGCAGGAAGAAGAAGCGUCCUGCACCUCCUCCCCCCACCAGUCAGGACACACCUAGUAAAUCUGAAGAAGACCAGGAAAAGGAGAAUAAAUCUAUCAUGACACAGUCUCUGGAUUCAUUGCCUGGCAACUCUGGAGGUCAUGACAACUGGUACCUUGGCAACAGGAAUGAUGGCAGCUCACUGACUCUUGAUUCCAUGGGUAGCCUUGGAAAUGACAUGGGGUCAAUCGAUGAUGUGUUCAUAGACAAUUCUGAGGACCAUUCACUCAAUGUUUCUAGACAAGUGUUUCAACAUCAAAUGAGUGAAAGUGCAAUAUGUGUGUCUCCCAGUUCUCAGAUUUCCAAGUCAGACUAUGUGAAUGUAAAUAUAGGAAACAAAAACAGGACUCAUAGUGCUUCUGUUAUAGAAGAUGCUGUUGAAUGGAAUACUGUCCCAAUAAACCUCACACAAGAUGUAAUGGACACUGUGAACACUGCUCAAAUGACUCUUAAAAAACGAGGGAAAGUAGGUUCCCUAAAAAAUUCAACUGAACAAGAUACUAAUAUGUACAGUUCUGAUCCAGAAUUAAUCAGCAUUAACACAAGUAAGCAUCUGUACAAGAAAAACAAGAAAGGUUGGCGGUACCACCAAGAUCGGGGUGGUACCCAGACCCCCACUUCCUGUUACAGCUCCGACAGUGGAAGCAGUAGCCAUGUCCCCAAGAAACGGAUUGUUACAAAACUGCAUUUGCUGAAAGAUGAGAAUGGACUAGGAAUUCACAUUGCUGGAGGGAGGGGAUCCAAGAAAGGAGACAUUGGGAUCUUUGUGGCAGGGAUUACAGAGGGCGGAGCAGCAUUCAGAGAUGGACGAUUGAAGCGUGGGGAUGAAUUGCUGAUGAUAAAUGGAAAAAGUUUGAUUGGGCUCUCUCACUGUGAGGCAGUAGAUGUUCUCCGAAAUUCUCCAAAACUAGUGCAGGUCGUAGUUGCCUCAAAGGUACGAAAGUCCUCAUCUGUAGCAUCUACUGGAUCCUCAUCUGUUCCAAGCCUGUGUUCCAUUCCCACUUCCCAGCAGCUUCCAACAGAGGUCAUGACCCCUGACCUGUCUAUCCCAGAAGUCACUGCUCAGACACCAAGUGGAACAGUGUUUAACUGGGAGGACUUGAUGCAGAAGUUUGAUUUACCUCUGGACCGUACUAACAAAGUGAAAACAGAAGAUAAUUCUAGUGAACUCUUCCAGACUGUCACCAUAAACAAGGGGGCCCGAGGAAAGGGACUAGGGUUUACAAUUGUAGGGGGCAGUGACUCUGAGAGGGGCAGUUUAGGAAUCUAUGUCAGAAGAAUUUUAUCUCAUGGGCUUGUAGCAGAAGAAGGAAGCAUUAAAGAGGGAGAUGAGAUACUGAAGGUCAAUGACCAGCCAAUGAAAGGCCUCUCUCAUAAAGAAGCCAUACAAAAAUUCCGACAACUGAAAAAAGGACCUGUAUCCAUUACCUUUUGUAGAAGGUCAAGGUCUCGUGCUUCUAGUCCUUCACUGAAGUCUGGCAGAACCACACCUGUGGAUUUUUCAUCAGAUGGUAGCCCUGUUUCCACCCCCGGGCACUCCCCCUCCCCAAGUUUUGAUGAUCUUGCUUCUUUUUGUGAUGAAAUUCUGGGAACACAGAAACGUUUUUCUGAUGUCAGUAACUAUGACAACAGACUCUGUGAUUCAAUAGAGGAGAGAAUGCCUAGGUUGGUGAAUGAUCAAGAGUAUUCACUUACUGGUCAAACUGAAGAGGAUUCUCUGCAAGAAAUUCUACUUCAUAAAGAGAAUGGGAUAGGACUUGGAAUAUCUCUGAUUAGAAAAGAUUGUAAGGGAGUGAGCCAGAUAUUUAUACAGGAUAUUUAUACCAGUUCACCUGCAGACAAGGAUGGCAGACUAAGGAGGAGUGACCAAAUAGUUGAAGUGAAUGGAAAACCCCUUCAAGGCCUCUCUCUCCUUGAUGCUUACCAAUCCUUCAGGAGCCUCAAAGCUGGUCCAAUCGUCUUGGUGAUCAAAAGGGGAGGGAACUUUUUGACAAUUUCUCUAGACCUUGAGCACAGCACUGCCAGUCAGUCCAAAUGUGAUUUUACCCAGAAUUCCUCAGCUGAAUGUGGAUCUCAAUAUCAGAGUAAAAGUCAAGUAAAUGCGGCAAUUACAAAGAUGGAUGAUAAGAUUGAUGACUUAGAGAGGACGACGAAAGCAGUGUCACCUUCAGAGCCAGUGAAAAUCAGAGGAAAAUCCAAAAUGGAGGGGAGUACAACAGACUCCGAUUUCUCUGAUCUUGACAUUCAAACUUUUGCAGAGAAAAGCAUCGCCUCUUCCCCUCCCAGUAAGUCUGUAUCCUCACUGUCUGGAUCACCACACAAAAGAGGGUAUCAUCCCUAUGUGGACAAUUUUAACACAGGUGAUUUUUACUCAGAACAGAAUCCCAAGAAAAGGAAUUUAAAUCAGUAUCCGUUUGGUCCAGGAAAGGAGAAUCUGUUUAAUCUGAACUGGACUAAUUCAGAAUCAUCUCGAGACAGCGCACUAGGAGGUUCACUGAUGAGUGCUCUUGGUUCAGUUCUCACUGACACAUCAAGCUCAUACGAGACUAACUCAGACUCGGAGCAGAGUUUGUCUGGUCACAGUGUGUAUGGGAGAUACCAGAAAAUUGAUGGCUCGUCUGGAGAGUCUAGUGAAGAAGAAGUGCUGGUAUUGCAUAGGCUACCAGGAGAAAAUCUUGGGAUGAUUUUAGGAAUUGAUAGUGAUCCAACAUGCCAGACAGUUAAAUCUGUGUACGUUAAGACUGUGACAAUAGGGGGUGCUGCAUACCGAGCAACAGGCAGUAAGAAGGGGAUACAAGAAGGAGACCAAAUUCUGCAGAUAAAUGGAACAGACCUCAAUAUUUUAACUCACGAUGAGUGUUUAACUGUGCUCAGGGAAAUGCCUCUGCGAGUCAUCCUAAAAAUUUGCAGAGGAAAAAAGAGGAUAGCUCCCACAGCAGUCAAGUUAUCUCCAGCCAUGUCACUAGCCAGCAGUAAGAGUUUUGGGGACAGUCCAAGCCCACUGGUAUAUUCUGAAACUUCCAGCUACUCCGAGAGUGAGGAGGAGGAAGGGAAGUUUGAUGGAUUUGUUCAGAUACAUGUGGAGAUUGAUAAACACCCCAAUGAGAGUCUUGGUCUAAGCAUUGUUCCAAGCUAUGGUUCAACUCGGCAGUUCUACCAGAUCAAGAGACUUCUACCAAGUGGAGCAGCUGCCCGGAGUCAACACAUACGCGUGGGAGACCGGCUUGUGUCUUGCAAUGGAAUCAGUCUUCGUAAUGUGUCACAGGCAAAGUGUCUUUCUAUUCUGAAAUCAGAAGGAAAUUCGGGUGAUUUAGAAUUGGAAUUACUUCGGCCAAAGGAAAAUGAAGAUCAGCUUGAGAUUUCACUAAAAGUUUCAAAUACUGACUCCACUUUGACAUUACAUUCACCCAGUCAGCAGAGAAAAAAUUUCAUUGCAGAUCUUCCAGAAUCUGACUCCGAUAAUGAAGUGGUGCUCAACAAGUUUCAGUAUUUUGAUAAGACUGGAGUAGGUCAGAAUUUAAGUGAUCAAAAUCAAAAAUCAGAAGUGCCAAACAUAGAAAAGAUAAAAAAUAGUGACAAUAAUAAAAGUAAAAGAGAUUUUAAGUUUACCUCAGAAAAUUCAAAAAUGGAUGAGUCAUCUGAAUCCUGGAAUUAUGCGGUGCCUCCUCCCGUAGAGUUUUCAACAUAUGGACCUGCCGUACCACCACCUGCUGAGUUCUCAGAGGGUCAAAGUCCAAUCUUCAACCAAUCAAACAAUGGAAUUCCUGUCACAAAUAUUGAUGAAAUCAUUAAAUCAUACAGCCAAUCUCCAGUAGUACAAAGCCAUGAUUCCUACAUUCCACAAACAGAAAUGGAUGACACAGAAGUUCAAAUCAGACAGUUAGAAUCCUUGACAGGAUUACAUGGGGAUGAGAAUGGGUCUUUGGACAAUUCUCUCACCUAUUUUAAUGAAAACCUUCCAGGAGAGAGGGAAUUAGAUAUGAUGGACAGUUUUCAGGGAGAUAAUGACAUGAACAACUUUGAUAAGGAGGAUCAGACUAUUGAUGAAGGUGAUGAUGUUGAGUCAGAGCCAUUUAUUCCCCCUGCCCCUGUCAAUACUGAGGACAUUGAUUUAGAUGUUGAACAUUCCAAUAGCGAUGAUGAAUUUGUUGUCCCUGUCACUGUGCAGAGGAAUAAAAAUAUUCCCUUCGCAUCCACUGUAAUUGUGCCAUCCGCUGGUCCAACUGAAAUAGAGGAAGAGCAAAUCAUUCCUUCAGUCGAACAACGUAAAAGGACACCAGUUUCAGCCACCAUAAAGUUAGAUGAAGUAAAGAAAGAGGAGUUACCAACAAAACCAGUUCCUCAGCCUAGAGUCAAACCAACCAUCAUCAGUGUAAAACAUGAGUCAGCUCCCCCCAAAUCCAGCAUGGAUGAAGAUGAAGGUGUGAUGGAGGAGAUAGUGAGAGCAGAAUUCAAAGAGAGGCAAAGUGCAAAUGAGAAAUUUAAUGAAAAACUACAUGUAGAAGUGGAAGAGGAAAUAGUUCCAGUGGUGGUGAAGAAAGACCAGAGCUGGAAUGCAGCUAAAAUUGCUGUUAUCACAAACAUGUGGUCAAAAUCUGCCAGUAAGAGUAAAGAGAGUGUGGAUGACCAUGAGAGUAAGAAUUUAAAAAGUGUUAUAAAUGUGAUAAAUUCUAAGAAAAAAAAGGAUAAUACUGAAGAUGAUUAUUUAGCACAGGGAAACAAGAUGGAAACAGCCAGGGAAGAAACUGAAAAUUCUCAGAAUGUGCCAAGAGAACAAGAAGUUUACAGAAAUGUCAUUGAAGUAACAUCCCCUGUGUCAGUGGAUGUUGCUAAUGUGGAAAAGAAAACUGAAAAAGUAGAUUCUGUUGCUCCUUCAACAGACAAGUACAGUGUAAGUAAAUCAUCAGAACCAGUGGAUGCAGAGACUUCAACUCAACAAAAUGUUUCAAGAUUGGAUACCAAGCCUGAUGAAAAAGAAAGCAUUACUGUCACAUCAGAAGCAAAAUCAGUUCAAGAAACAGCCCCCAUUUCAGUGUCAUCUAAAGCAAGAGAGGACAAUGUUUCCUCUUCAACCUCUUCCAAAACCACAGAAGCUUCACCAGUAUUGCCCUUCAAGUCAUCCAUAGGAAUAACGAAACCAUCAAGUCUUCUCAGUACAAUAAGGUCACAAAACAGCUCUUCAGCAACAUUAAGGCCUCUCUCUUCCAUUAAGCCUAUAACUGUAAGUGCAAAGACAUUUUCUCUAGGAAAGCCUUCCAGUCUUUCUAGUUCUCUGUCUUCUGGGAGGCCAUCCCUGCUCUCAACAAUUCAUGGAACAACAACAUCCACAAAGAAUACUCGCUCUGAGGAGGAGCCAUUUUUAGUGAGAGUACUCAAAGGGAUUCUAGGGUUAGGGCUGAAAGUGAGUAUUACACCAGAGGGGUUUGUCAAAGUGGAUGAGAUUCAACCAAGUGGACCUAUCGCAAAGGAUGGCAACAUCAGGGUUGGCGAUUUCCUGCUUUCUAUCAACAACACAGAAUUAACUGGACUCCCUGACAGUAAGGUACAACAGAUACUCAGACUCCUACCCAGAGGCAUUGCAAAAAUUCUAGUUUCGGUCAAACCUCCAUCAUCAGAAGGCGUUGCCAGACCAACAGACCUCAGCCUCGGCAACAAUGAUUCCAGACAGUCACCUUUAUCAUCUCCAAGAACAAUGUCAAAGUCAGCCUCAUUAUCACCUUCGUUGUCUCCAAGACAACGUACAUCAUCUCCUUUGUCACCACAACAACCAAGCAUACCAAGUUCUAAAACACCAGUAGAAGAGUCCUCUGUAAAAGUGACUGUUAACCACAACCAGUUGUCACCAGAAACAAAUAAAACACAAGCAGAUGAGUCCACAGGAAGGGUGACUGUUAAACAUGACCAGUAUGCACCCGGAGCAAAAAAGACACCACCACCAGUGGCUCCUAAACCUAAACAGACUUCGUCACCUGAUCAUGUCAGCAAAACUGGUUCCCACUGGGGGGGUGGUGGAUAUGUCAGCUCAGCUCUUGGAAGAACAUCCUCCUUUGGAAAGAAAGAAUCACAUGCAGUUGACAGCAAACCUCACAUUCAACCAAAGAAGGCAGAUUAUGUGUCAUCUGCCAGAAAAACAGUCCAUGAAAAGGAAGAGAAAGAGCCUAUUGACACUGUAGUAUUUGCAUCUGUGGAUUUUAACAAAAUGAAUGCUAUGUCACGCCAGUCCAUGGGGCAGUCAAAAGAUAAAAAUAGUUCAGAACCAAAGAUGAUUCCCAAAGGACAUGUGGAUUAUGUAUCCUCUGCUAAACCCAAGGUCUCUUCACUAACCACCACCUCACCACAGAAAAAGGAUUUCCCGUACUCACCCUACGCAUAUGAAGAAGUUUCCACAAAAAUCUCACCUGUGAAGAUGAACUCUGCUUUGAGUCCUCGUAGGAAGAGUGAAGAUAAAUUUUCAUUUGGAGCAUCUUUCUCUGGUAACAGAACAAAAGGUAAGAUGGAGGAUCAGCACACUACUGGCUCACCAUUAACCUCACCCAAAAGCCCUGUCACCCCCACCACACAGCACUCACCCAAUAUCAAAUCAUCCCUGGAAGCUGAGAUUGUAGUUGGAUCACCUCCAGAAGUUCCUACCAAACCUGUCCCCAAACCCAGGGGAUCCAUCUCAGACAAAAUUCCAGAAAGCACUGAACUAGAUUCCUCACCAGCAAACACCAUGCCAUCUGUUGAGAGCAUAAUUCCUAGUGUUGAAAACACAGAUCAAGUCAUAGAGCAGCCUUGUGUGCUGAGCACUGAUCAACUAAACAUAACUUAUUCCUUUGAAGAAAAUGUUCAUAGUGCACCUGAAGCACAGAGCAUUGAUAUUGAUGUUGUAAACAGCACAGAAUCACAAAAAGACACUGCUGCUGCACUCACAAAAAAUAAUCUACAAGAUAACAAUGUGAUUUCACCAGACAUUGAUCUUAUGAAUGUAGAUGUCAACAUAUCUAAUGUAGAAGUAGUUAAUAAUGAUUCUGAUGUUGAAGAUAAAAAAGACAAAGAUACAUCAGAAUCUUUGAUUGUAGAUGACUCUGAUAAUGAAUUAUAUGACUUUGUUGAAGAAAUAGUUAGAAAUGCUAUUCAAAAAGGAAUUGAUGAAUUUAAAGCUUCAGAAGCAGAAGACAAACCAGCAGAAGAUGAUGAAGCAGGUAAGAAAGUAGACAACAAACUGUCAAGAGUGCAUGACACACAUCCUGUAGAGGUUAUGGAAACAAAAGGCUUGCGUGCUUUCUUGCAAAAAUUUGACUCUUCUGAGAAGGAGAUGCCAUCACCUGUUACAUACUCAAUGAAUCAAAACCCUGUAGCAGAAAACAUUGCUGCAGAGAUGCUUACAUGUAAGACAUUACAAGAAGACAGUGAUAACAAUGCUAGGCAUACAAACUCUGCUACUAAAACAUCUGCAAGUACAUCCAAUGAUUUACUAACACAUGAAAACAGUGGUGUUCAGGUUGACCAAUGCAUGUCUGUUUCCCAUGAUGCUUCUGUUGCAUGUAAUGAUGUUGUUUUGGAUUCACCCAAUCCAGUUAGCAUGUCUGUGGAUGUGGUUAAUGUGCCUAGUGUAGCUUCAGUAGGGGAUAAUAUUGUUAAUACUCUCUUAAUUCAGGAACCAAAAUUGUGUACAGAACAACUAAGUGAAGAUCCGUACCCACAACAUGGCAGAGACAAGGCAGAUGAUAAUGUAAAUAGUGAUGUUAAUGGUGAAGAUUCUCAGGGAGACUUGGAAAAUAUUGAAAUUGUUUUAAAUGAAGAAAGUGUUGAUUCUUCUCCUAUAGAUUUAUUAGGAGGAGACAUUUCACAGACUGAAUUAAAUUCUGGAAAUUAUUCUACUAUAAAAAGUCAAAGAUCAUGGUUUGUAUGUUUUGGAAAACAGCAACUUGGUCCCAAUUUUUCUAAUGUGGAGGAUAUUGGUGGAUCUUUGGAUCAGGUGUCACCAGAAGAACUGGAAACAUUGUUGAACAAGACUAACAGUGAUUUGGACUCUUACGGAGUGGGAUUGGAUGCCAUGCUUGUGCUUGUCUUUCUUGAUUCUAACUUCCAAGGAGAGGGUCCAGGAGUGCAGCUAACUACUGACCAAGGUGGCUUUUUAAUGAUUUCAGAAGUGAUGGAAGGUGGUUUGGCAGACAGAGAGGGUCAUAUUCAAAAAGGAGACAAAGUUAUCUCCCUUGAUGGCAUGUCCACUGCUUCUCUCUCACCAGAAGCUGUGAUGAAUGGGAUCAACAAUACUCUCUCCAGUCAUGUCAUUGUACUAACAAGAGCUGGGGAGGAGAGUGAUAAUUCUGAGGCUCCACCCACUCCUGAAGCCCCACCCCCAGCACUUCCUGUCUCACAACCACCCGAUAUUCCAAAAGAGGAUGAGAUUAAGGAUGUAAAAACAGGUUCAUCAGUGGAGGAGUUAAGUGGAAGUGAAAGUGAAAAUAAAAUCACUCAAGAGAAGAUACAUGACUUAAAAGUUGAGAUUCCUUCAGAAAAUGUGGAUACACAUGAGGACAACAAGCAAAACAGUGAUUUGGAAGUAAUUGGUCCAGGAGAAUGUGAAAGAACAGACUCCAUUACUGUGACCAUUCCAGAGGUAUCCAGCCCUCAAGGAUCUCAAGACUCUGGUGUGGAAAUGCCAAGUCCACUGGAUUCACAAUCCACAGUGGUAGAUACUGCUUCUACUGAGAAACCUUAUGAAACUGAGCAGCUCUUAUCUAAUGGUGAAUUGAAUCAAGUGUCCUCUCCUACCUCCCCACUUGUAAGGAUAGAGCAACUGUUGCCAACACCAUCUGAUGAUUCGGAUGAUGAAAAUGUAGAGAAGGAUACAUUUGAAGUGGUAAUGAACAAAGGAGUAACAGGGCUUGGGUUCCUGAUUGAAGGAGGGAAAGCUUCAGCUAAGGGAGACCAGCCUCUGACCAUUAGGAGGAUGUUCAAAGGUGGCCCAGCAGAGAAAUGUGGUAUGCUGAAGGUCAAAGACGAGAUUCUGAAGGUCAAUGGAUUGGACAUCACAAACAUGCGGCACUCUGAGGCCUGGACACACCUUAAGUUCCUGGAUGAUGGACCAGUACAUCUACUGAUACGUCGCAAGGUCCAGCAAUCAGUAGAAUAAAGACACUAUAACACUAUCAAAGUACUGAAAGUACUAGUAACACAGUCAAAGUAAUGCAAAGUCAAUAGUAACACCAUCAAAGUACUGAAAGACACUAACACUAAAAGAUCUGAAAGACACUAGUAGCACCAUCAAAGUACCACAUCAAAGUACCACAAAGACACUUUAAAACAGGCUACAUCAAUUUUCCAUUUUUGUUCAGCAAAAGGUGAUUUCCACUUGAAUGUGAUAAAUAGAAUAAAGAUAUAUGGAAUAAAACUCAUCAGCAAUCUACCUGGCAUAAAUUCUUCCAAUGUGUGUAUAUAAAGUACAGUUGAACUUUGGUAUCUUGAACACUGAUAUCUCAAAUACCAUGGAUAUGUCAAACUGAUUUGAAAAUCCCAAUCACUAAUUCUCUAAGUAUUUUACCCUCGACAUCUUGAAUCCUCGGAUAUCUCCAAGUUUUCCUUUGGUCCCAUUGAGUACAAGAUAAUGAAGUUCAACUGUACUUUGAACUCUGUACAAUGUGUUUUUGUGAGGAUUUGUCCCCAGAAAGCAUUUGGGUUUUAAUUUGGAGGUUGUGUUGCUUUUCCCAAUGUACAAAAAGGUAUUAAAUUCAGUCUAUGGAUGGGCAAAUGGUUUUUAUGUAGUAGGAAUUAAGUGAGUUGAAUAAAAGUAUCUGCACAAAUGUAUAUUGAUUUCAUGCAUUGUACAAUACAGGACUACUUUAUCAAAGGAUACAUGCCAACUGUACCACAUUUCACUUACAAAUGAAGGGACAUAAUCUCCUUUGUUACACUUGUAUCUUUUAAAUAAGUACUGUAAAUCACUUCCUAUUUUUUACUGAAUUUUAUUUUCACAUAAUUAUGUCUGCUUGUGAAA